Lachancea dasiensis is the source of this 1302-nucleotide messenger RNA. The record is from the annotation of a GenBank genome assembly. NCBI's taxonomy places the organism in Eukaryota, Fungi, Ascomycota, Saccharomycetes, Saccharomycetales, Saccharomycetaceae.
AUGCCAUCGAGGUACAGGGUUGAAUAUCAGCUGAAAUCCCACCGUAAAGAUGAGCUAAUCGAAUGGAUCAAGGGUUUACUAGCGGUACCUUUCGUACUUCAUUCUUCUUCAGUGGGUGAGAGUGCUAAACAAUUGAUGCGCCAGAGGUAUGCAGAGGUAUUCACCGCUGUGGAGAAAUUGAUUAAUGAACAGUAUGAAGUGGGCAGGCAGGUUCAUCUAGCAGAUUUAGAUUUCCAGCGUCACAGAACAAGGCUUGCACUCCUUGUGCCAACUAUAGGGCCCUUCUUCACUAAAUUGCCCUUGGAAGAAGCCUUUUACCUUGUUGACAACGUAAGAGCGAUUUCCUCGAGGACUAUGGUCGCCCCCAGUUUUAACGACAUUCGACACAUCCUAAACAGCGCCCAGAUCCUAGAGAUGCGCAAGUUUCAUGACGUCAAGUUGGUUACUUUCGAUGGUGAUGUGACACUCUAUGAAGAUGGCGGAUCCAUUACCGAAGCCAGCAAAAUUACGCCUUUGUUGUUGAGCCUACUGAGAAGCGGAAUACACGUUGGAAUAGUCACUGCCGCCGGUUACGACGAGGCCCAGAAAUACAUGGAACGUUUGUACGGAUUCAUGUCCGCAUUGGAGGCUGAUAUGACGAUCAGUCCGCAACUGAAGGAAAAUCUGGCUGUUUUGGGCGGUGAGUCCAAUUAUUUGUUCCGAUACAACGCCCAACUGCACAAACUCGUGGCCAUUCCGCAGGAACGCUGGAUACGCUCCCCGAUGAGCGAAUGGAGCGAGUCCGACAUGACAGAAACCCUCGACCUAGCGGAAUCGCUUCUGCACAGCUUCAAAACGAACCUCAACUUGCCCAAAGAGUCCACCAUUAUCCGUAAGCCCAGGGCCGUGGGUAUUGUCCCCGGAAACCGUUGGAAUCCAGAAACAAAGCGCACGAACCGCGUGAAAAUGGACCGCGAGCAGUUGGAGGAAAUGGUGCUCACUUUGCAGCACCGUAUCGAGAAUUUCGCUCCAGCUCGUCGCAUCCAGUUCAGCUGCUUUGAUGGCGGAAGCGACGUAUGGUGCGAUAUCGGCGGCAAGGACCUCGGUGUUGCUGCCCUACAGAACUAUUUUUCCCCAGAUGAUCCAGUCAAGCCCCGCCAGACGCUCCACGUCGGGGACCAAUUUGCACCAAUGGGUUCUGCCAACGAUUUCAAGGCUCGUCUCUCAGGAAGUACCGUCUGGAUUUCGUCUCCCCAGGAAACAAUUGAGGUGCUACAAUGUCUCACCCAAGGUUUUGAUCAUUUCAAACCACAAUACAAGUAG